Mesorhabditis belari is the source of this 1641-nucleotide messenger RNA. The record is from the annotation of a GenBank genome assembly. NCBI's taxonomy places the organism in Eukaryota, Metazoa, Nematoda, Chromadorea, Rhabditida, Rhabditidae.
AUGUGUCAGGAUGAAAAGUGUUACAGCCAGGAAUUCAUUUCACCCAUUCUCUCCUGGGGAUUCUGGGAAAUAUCUUUGGAGUACCGAAUGGAGCGAAAAUUCACUAUCGCAGAGUUCGAAGUGCAAGCGGUCACUCACUUGUCGCAUCUGUGCAAUUUGGACAUUCUUCACGAGGUGGCACCCGUCAGGAAUACGGGAAUCAUUUGCACGAUUGGACCAGCAUGUGGCACAGUGGAGAAACUGCAAGAGCUGAUGAAGAGUGGAAUGAACAUAGCUCGACUCAACUUUUCACACGGAUCACAUGAGUCACACGCGGAAUCGAUUCGUCUCAUCCGAGAGGCGGCUAAUUCCUUUGAUCCGCCAAUGGUGGUUGCCAUUGCACUCGACACGAAGGGACCCGAGAUUCGAACAGGAUUGCUAGCGGCUGGAACUCGCGCCGAGAUCGAACUGAUCGCUGGGCACUCGAUUCGUCUCUCAACCGAGCCCCAUUUUGAGUCAAGCGGCACAGCCACUUGUCUCUAUGUCGAUUACGAGAAUUUGCCUCAAUCGGUGAGACCAGGUUCUCGUAUCUACAUCGAUGACGGUUUAUUGUCCUUGAUCGUUGAUGAGAUUGAUCACAAUGCUGUCAUUUGCACAGUGGAAAAUGGAGGUCUUCUAGGGAAUCGAAAGGGUGUCAAUUUGCCAGGGACGAAAGUCGAUUUGCCAGCGGUGACGGAAAAGGACAAGGCUGAUUUGAGAUUUGGAGUUGAACAAGGCGUUGAUAUCAUUUUCGCUUCAUUUGUUCGUAAUGGAGCUGGUGUCAGAGAGCUCAAAUCGAUUCUUGGAGAUGAUGGUGCACACAUCAAGAUCAUCUCGAAGAUCGAAAGUGAAGAGGGAGUGCUGAAUGCUGAUGGUAUUAUUUCAAGAUCCGAUGGAGUGAUGGUUGCGAGAGGUGAUCUCGGCAUUGAGAUUCCACCGGAAAAGGUAUUCCUAGCACAGAAGAUGUUGAUUGCCAAGUGCAAUGCGGCUGGGAAACCGGUGAUUUGUGCAACACAAAUGCUGGAAUCAAUGGUCUCAAAACCAAGGCCGACAAGAGCCGAAUGCUCCGAUGUGGCAAAUGCGGUACUUGAUGGAGCUGAUUGUGUGAUGUUGAGUGGAGAGACGGCGAAAGGAAACUAUCCAAUUGAAACCGUUCUCAUGAUGCACUCGAUCUGCAAAGAAGCCGAGAAAGCCUUCUAUCACACGAAAUUCUUUGAAGAGAUUAUGUUAAGCACGAGGAAACCAACGGACAAAACUCAUACGACAGCAAUUGCCGCUGUUCAGGCAGCGAUGAGCAGUCAUGCGGCCGCGAUUCUUUUGUUGACAACAAGUGGACAAACUGCUCGUCUAGUGUCGAGAUAUCGAGCGCCAGUGCCAAUUGUGUCAAUCUCUCGAUCGGCUCAAACCUCUCGCCAACUUCAUCUCUUCCGUGGAGUCUUCCCGAUUCAUUUCAAAAAAGAACGUGAUCCAGUAUGGGAAGUGGAUGUGGAGAAUCGAAUCGCUUUCGGAAUUCAAGUCGGCAAGGAAAGAGGUUUCAUCCAAAGCGGGGACACGCUUGUCGUCAUCACUGGAUGGCAUAAAGGAGCCGGCUACACCAACACACUUCGAGUGGUCACUGCCGCU